Micromonas commoda is the source of this 2014-nucleotide messenger RNA. RefSeq lists its product with no specific name. The coding region runs from base 1 to 1785 and encodes 594 amino acids. The record is from RefSeq and is a predicted model, not a curated record. The transcript has 2 exons. Lineage: Eukaryota; Viridiplantae; Chlorophyta; Mamiellophyceae; Mamiellales; Mamiellaceae.
AUGGCGGUCAGUCGCGAAAUUCCGCCGUUUGAACCCACGACUCGAAAUACGCAGACCACUCGAAAGUCUGACGUCAUCCGCGAUCCGGAACCAUUGUUGCGAGCCGCGAGCGACACCGCGCGCGCUUGCGAUCCCAGUCGAAGCCAGAUCCGCUCGACCCGCGAGCCUAAAAAGGCCAUCCCCGCAAGUCGCGACGUGAACCUCCGCGAGCCAGCGCCAUGGCCGUCAAGCAGAGACUGUGAGAUUCCCGGACAGUUCUCGAAGCAGAAAGGGAAGACCAUGCUCGAGAAGCUCGUGCCCAUCCCGCCCGAGUUCUACGACGACCACAAGGACGAGGACCUCAUCACCGGCAAGGGCACCAUCUUCCCCUUCGCGGUGUUCCUGUACUUCAUGCAGUGGGCCGCGUUCCUGGGCUUCUGUCUAUUCUACUGGUACCACCCCAGCUCCCAGGUGACUCAGUCCAAACUGGAGAACAAUUGGGACUACGGGAGGCACGCCGGGUGGAACUGCACGCCCAUGCUGAACGACCCCUUCUAUCGCGCCAGGUACAACCACGACACGUGCAAGGAGCUCAUGCUCAAGCCGACAGAAGUAAAGACGCUGAAGAUCAACGUCGACCCCGCGUGCACCCCCAUCGAAAACUCCACCGGUACCUUCCCUUGCGAAAACGCCACCGCGUUCAGGUUCAUCCCCUUCAAGGGCAUGGAAGGCCUCGGCGGCAAGCGAGGCGUCGUCCAGCCCGGCUCGCUCAUCGACAACACGUAUGACAGCACCGACACGAAUGGCAUCCAAGCGGAGCUGGAAAAGAUCUUCGCUCCCCUCAAGGAGCUCAACACAUGCGGCUCCAUCGGUUUCCACUGGAAGAACAAGGGAGGCUGGGGAAAGUCGAAGGUGGACAAAAUGGCCUCGUUCGACAUCUUCGUCGACCAGAUGAAGAAGAAGGACCCCUCGCCGCCGCCGCCGCCGGUCGCUUCGCCGCCGCCGCCACCUGCGGCCUCGGGCAGCGGCGGCCACGGCACUCCAGCCCCGUCCGGUGGCGGCGGCGGCACUCCAGCCCCGUCCGGCAGCGGUGGCACCGCGUGCUGUAGCACGGGGAAUGUAGGUGCAACUGCCAAAUGUACAGGCACCUGUCAGUUCGGGGCAAUGGGGCCCUGUCUGGCUUCUGCUUCUGAAAUCGACUGCGAGGACAACAGCAACUGCGGCAACAGCGCAUGCUCGGCCGAUCCGUGUGGCGCGGGUUGCCCAUCAGGCCGCCGCCGCCUCAACUUCGCCAUGGACGCCAUGAUGGGCGGUAUGGGCGACAUGGGCGACCAGCAGGAGGUCGACGCCGGCGGCGCAGGCUGCGGACCCAUCCCCACACUCCCCGACGGCUCGUGCGAUUAUAGUGGGUCAACCGCGCCCGCCGGUCAAUUCUUCAUCCCCGGCGGCGGAACCAUCAACCUCUCCGACCUCGCCAACUACGGCUUCGACACGUCCGACGGUUCCACGUACGAGCCGUGCUCCAUCACCAAGGCAGAAGCCCUCUUGAUGUUCGAGAAGUACAUGACCACCCACGACCCGUGCGAAUGGGCCAAGCACAACGCCCCAUACAUGUGCACGAAGCAGGGCCCGCCGGCGCCAUCCGCUGUGUUCUCUCUCGCGUACGCAAACGCGCUCUUGGCGUACUCAAUCUUCUCCGCCGUGUGCGUCCAGGUGUUCUUCGCCUCCAGCAAGAAGAAGAAGAAGGACGUCGAGGAGACGCCCGCGGCCGGCGACGGCAAGGAGACGCCCGCGACGGCGGUGUGAACCAACCGAUCGUCCUUUCCCCCGAGCCGAGGGUCGGUCGCCGAAGGCGCCGACGGGCCAUCGAAUGUACAGAUGUUCGGAUGUACAGAUGUUCGAACCGGUCCGCGAAUAACGUGACGCGCGCAUCGAGCGCGGCGAACGAACCGCGACGACCGACCGGCUCGACGCACGCGAGAACCACUCGCUCGUUUCCAUUUCUAUUUCUGUGAAUAAACGAUCGCCUCGGGCG